CAGUCGGGCCGGCCGCAGGGGAGGCGGCGAGGCGGUCAGGACCCCUCUUCUCGGCUGCAGCGGCGGCGGCAUCAUGUACGGCUUCGUCAAUCACGCCCUGGAGCUGCUCGUCAUCCGGAACUACGGGCCCGCAGUCUGGGAGGACAUCAAGAAGGAGGCACAGCUGGAUGAAGAAGGCCAGUUUCUUGUCAGAAUAAUAUAUGAUGAUUCCAAGACCUAUGAUCUGGUUGCAGCUGCAAGCAAGGUUCUUAAUCUGAAUGCUGGGGAAAUUCUUCAGAUGUUUGGGAAGAUGUUUUUUGUGUUUUGUCAAGAAUCUGGCUAUGAUACAAUUCUGCGUGUUCUGGGCUCAAAUGUUAGAGAAUUUUUGCAGAACCUGGAUGCUCUGCAUGACCAUCUUGCUACUAUUUACCCAGGUAUGCGAGCCCCUUCCUUCAGAUGCACUGAUGCGGAGAAGGGGAAAGGACUCAUUCUGCAUUACUAUUCAGAAAGGGAAGGUCUACAGGAUAUUGUCAUUGGAAUCAUCAAAACAGUAGCUCAGCAGAUCCAUGGUACAGAAAUAGAUAUGAAGGUUAUUCAACAGCGGAAUGAGGAAUGUGACCACAUUCAGUUUUUAAUUGAAGAGAAAGAAUCUAAAGAAGAGGACUACUAUGAGGACCUCGACAGAUUUGAAGAAAAUGGUACCCAAGAGUCUCGCAUCAGUCCAUAUACUUUCUGCAAGGCUUUUCCUUUCCAUAUAAUAUUUGACAGAGAUCUGGUGGUCACACAGUGUGGCAAUGCAAUAUACAGAGUCCUUCCACAGCUGCAACCAGGAAAUUGCAGUCUUUUGUCAGUGUUCUCCUUGGUCCGGCCUCAUAUUGAUAUUAGUUUCCAUGGGAUCCUCUCACAUAUCAAUACAGUCUUCGUACUGAGGACCAAGGAGGGGCUGUUGGAUGUAGAGAAGCUGGAGUGUGAAGAUGAGUUGACUGGCACAGAAAUCAGUUGCUUACGCCUGAAAGGGCAAAUGAUCUACUUGCCUGAAGCAGACAGCAUUCUCUUUCUUUGUUCACCAAGUGUUAUGAACUUGGAUGAUUUAACCAGAAGAGGGUUAUAUCUGAGUGAUAUUCCAUUGCAUGAUGCUACCCGUGAUCUGGUUCUUUUGGGAGAGCAGUUCAGAGAGGAAUAUAAACUGACUCAAGAGCUUGAGAUCCUCACUGACAGACUGCAGCACACACUACGUGCACUCGAAGAUGAAAAGAAAAAGACAGACACAUUACUGUACUCUGUUCUACCACCGUCGGUGGCAAAUGAGCUGAGACACAAGCGUCCUGUUCCAGCUAAGCGAUACGACAAUGUCACCAUUCUCUUUAGUGGCAUUGUUGGAUUCAAUGCUUUCUGUAGUAAGCAUGCCUCUGGAGAGGGAGCUAUGAAGAUUGUUAAUCUUCUAAAUGAUCUUUACACGAGAUUUGAUAUUCUAACUGAUUCACGAAGGAAUCCAUUUGUUUACAAGGUGGAAACAGUUGGGGACAAAUAUAUGACUGUGAGUGGUCUACCAGAGCCUUGCAUUCAUCAUGCACGAUCUAUCUGCCACUUAGCAUUGGAUAUGAUGGAAAUAGCAGGCCAAGUUCAAGUUGAUGGGGAGCCUGUACAGAUAACAAUAGGAAUCCAUACUGGUGAGGUAGUCACAGGUGUCAUAGGCCAAAGGAUGCCACGUUACUGCCUGUUUGGAAAUACUGUCAAUUUAACAAGCAGGACAGAAACUACUGGAGAAAAGGGAAAGAUCAAUGUCUCUGAGUAUACGUACAGGUGUCUUAUGACACCAGAAAAUUCAGAUCCUCAGUUCCACCUGGAAUACAGGGGUCCAGUUUCUAUGAAGGGUAAAAAAGAACCAAUGCAGGUUUGGUUUUUGUCCCGAAAGAGUACAGAGACAGAGGUAUGACUAACCAAAGUGUAUUUUUCUUUUAAACGAGUUAUAAAUAUGACAAAUUUAAUCUAAGCCACUGAGAUCCAUUUGCAUUUGCAAACUAAAUGUUCCCUGGAAGAAAUGAACAGUUUUGUACAACACUUUUAUUAACGCAUUUACUAUUCUUGACAGCACAUUGAAGUCCUUGAUUAUUUGUCUGUGAAGUUUGUGCAGACCCUGAGGGAAUACUUUCAUAUUUCAAGAGGUCCUUGAGGGAAUGCUGGUGUUUAAAUAUAAAUAUCUCUUUAUGUACAGAUUUCUCCACUGUGCUAGACUUUGCAAUACAAUGCCCAUCAUAUAAUGUUUAACCGAUGUCUGGUUAUCAGCACUUUGAAAUUUACCAAUUCUGUGAGUGAAUAAAUGUGCCUUCAGAUAUUUAGGCAGCAGUCCAACAACUACACACAGGCAGGUUCGAACCUGGUGUGUGGGGUGUUCUGUUAACCUCAGAUGGAUCUUCUUGCUCACAAAUUGUUGUGUGAUAAAGGUCUUACUUCAGAAAUAUACAGAAUAAAAAUAUGUCUUCUGAUUGACAUAUGAAACUAAAUCUUCUUGUGAGAAUGAGAAUAGGGCGAGGCUCUUUAAGCACUAAGUUGUCUUUGAGCUUCUGUGAUCAUUUCAGAAGUUUGCACAUGUAGUAACCAAAAUCUUAUUAAAAAACAAUGAGAUUUAGACUCAGAAAUAGACUACGAAGUUUUACAUUUAAUCACAUUGCUUUGUGCCAGCCUAGCAGGUGUACAUUCCACCUAUUGCAAACAGGGAGAAAAAAAUAUCUGAAAGUAAUAUGCACAGCCUGAAUUCUAUCCAAAAGUAAUACAAAACAUUUUAAGCUAACGUAUUUAAUCUAAGAAAUACUGACUAGAAUAAUGUAAGUCAUCAGUUCCUUCACUGAACAUACAGGCCACAGGGACUUAAUUGCACUUCUGAAUCCUUGUGUGCCUCUGAAAAUGAAGUUUAGACUGUUAAACCGUUAUGGCCCUUUAGAAAAGAUUUAAUACAACUGGUAGCCAGGUGUAUGAAUAUUGACUGUUUAAUGGUUACCCUCAAUAUUAACUCUCACUAUUAAACUUCAGGGAACAGCCUGUAUUUUAACUCCGCUGAAGUCUGUAUUUUAGUAUAUAUUAGUUGUGCUAACAUUCUGGGUGCCACUUUUGAUCCUACUGUUAUGAUUUUGUUUUAUAUCAAGGUUAAAUGUAACUUCAUAUGGCUGCUGUUCUUUCAAAUCCAUACUUUUAUAUGAAAUAUGCAUAACUAAGCACCUUAGACUUAUUCUUUCUGCAUUAUAAAUUAAGUCCUAUCAUUUGUAUUGGGAAUAUUAUAAUGUUAAAUGUCAAGCUUCAGAAAAGUAUUGAGUCAGGUGCAUAUUUUCCUUAGUUCAGCUUCACAUGUGUUUAGAGUUCUAGAAGUUGACAAUUUUAAAUAUUGCAACUUCUUUUUAGAGAGCUUGUAAAACAGCUGGUUUUGUUAAUUAUGACAACAGCCCUGACAGGUACUUGCUGUUACUAUUGUCUAAUAAUUCAGCUUUGUAGAGAGGAACAUAGGAUAGAAAAAUAUUGUCAGUCUGGUUUUUGGGAGCACAUAAUAUCACAGUUUAAGCACACUUGAAAAGUCUCUCUUAAUUUGUGUUAGGCUUUUUUUUGUAUAUUAAAUUCAGACAUACAUAUAUUUCUCAUACACACAAGGACUUCUCCCAUCGCAGGUGUCUCUUUUUUGUUGUACUAAGUUUUGGAGAAUAGGAAACUAGAAGGAUAAGUUCAUGAAGUGUAUGACACUGAUAAUCAUUUUUUUCAGAGGUGAUUUUGAAAAGUGGAAGAAGAUAAUCUUAUAACGGUCUUUUCAUUCUUUUCCACUCCCUGCACCAUUUCAUCUGUUCACAAACAAAAAGAUGCACUAAGGUUUCCUCCUUUAAGAUGCUCUGAACCGUUGUUAUUUCUGACACAUUAUAGGCUGCAUAUAGUAGUGGUAAUCCAAAAGCAGAAAUCAAAUAAACACCUUUUUAUGUUUGAUUACCUUAUUGUAAUUACUUUGCUAAGGUACAGUUUUGGUUGUCUUUUCAGAUACUUAUUCUAUCUUUCAAACACACGUGUAUUCUUAUGAUUAGUAUCAUUUGCAGGGUGAUUAUCAGUGGGCGCCAUUCAUAAUAAUUAAUAUGGCAUGUUAACAUCUCUUAAGAAUCCAUGUGGUAAAUAAAUGUCUUGAGUGGUCACUCCCUGAAAAUAUUUCUUAAAUCUGUUUGAAGAUAUUUUCUCUGAUUGUUCUUUUAUUGUGAAGUUUUCUAUCUCCAGUAUGUUUAAAUCUAGAACUGAUUCGUAUUAGUGGUACACUCCCUUUUUCUGUUACACCUAUGAAAAUGGCAAUCUCAUCAUUUGCAUAUCUGUUAGCAUAACAGAUAAUGAAGCCCAGUGAUCAGUAUAUGAUAGGGGAAGUGGAAAAAGUGCUUACAGCUGACACAGCGAUAUAAAACCAGUGCUUAAAAUAUGCUGUCUUCACUGGGCAUGUAGAAUGUCAUCAGGUUGGAGCAACUCAGCAUACUUCAGACUUUGUUCCUAAGUUGGCAUCUCUAUUUUUCCCUCUUAAGAACUCUAUUCCAUAAUACCAUUCCAGCAAUAUUCAGAGCUGCAUCAGAAAUAUACAUAGAACCAAAGCAACCGUGACUUGUCUGCUUGCUUGCAUGAACAGAGGUUCACCUGCAACUUCUCUCAGGAGGAACACAUUUGUUGUAAAUCCUAAAGCAUGCAGAGAACCUCAGAUGCCUGACUGUGGUUUCCAUCUGUCCCCACUUCCAAAUAUGUUUCUCUUCUCCCAUGUCCCCAAAUUACUUAUGGGAGCAAGUCAAAAUAUCUCCAGUAGUCCCAUCAGGGAAUGUAGGAGUUGUUACAUUCCUACGUACAACACAUACAAAAGAAAUGUGUGUGUUACCUAUGCUCUGUUCUGUUAUUUACUAAUACUGGUUGCAAGUUGUCAAACAUAUUUUGUCACUGCACUGAUCCACUAUGUUGCUGCUUCAAAGAAAAUCCCUUACUUUUCAAAUUCUACUUGCAUGCAUUCAAGGAAACAAAGCAAGAUGCUUUCUGAGCUGAGGGAAGAGGAGAAGGAUCCUGAACAGGGUGCAAUACUGUCUCCAAAUAGGGAGCCAGGCAGUAAGGAUGAAUUAUGAAUGUUACUUUACUUCGUAUCUCCUAUUGUUAUGUGCAGUACCAUUGUCUUCUGCUCUUGUCCUGAAAUCGUACUCACCAUUUUCUUCCAGGCAUGCUUGCUACUUUUUCCUUAGUGUUUGGUACUCUCUCUCUGCUAUGAGCAUGUAUUUCAGGCUCUUUUUUUUUUUUUUUUUUUUAAUAUGCAUUUUUGCAUGUCAGUCCUGUGGCCCUUCCUAUCACCAGUUAUUACUGAAUGAAAUUGUAUAAUAUGCAUGCCACAUCUAACCACUCAAUCUGAUGCUUCACAUCUUCAUCUUCAUCUCUGCGGUACAGUGGUUGCAUAAAUCAGUGACUUUUCUGGGAAGACAGGAGGCAUUUCAAUUUUUUGGCAGAACAAAGAACCUAAAGAACUAUUUGUAAAAAGUGGUACAUAAAGCAUCAUUAUGGAAACUACUGCAUAAAACUUGUCUAUCAGAUUUACUUCUGCUACGACCAUGCUUCCUGUUCGUAUUGCAAAUAGCACUUGAUGCGCUGUUGAUUCCUGUUUAGAAAAAUGGUACCUUUUGAUGUCAUCCAGCAUUUUGGCUUUGUAGACACUAUGUAAACAUUUUCUGUAUUGAAAUGGGGCAGUUGUUUGUCCAACACUGCCAUCCGAAGCUUGUGCCAAUGUACUUUUACUGAAAUGCUUUUCGUUUUCAAUAUAUUUUUCAUUGAUUUAUAUUAACUAAAUGAAGUUGUCAUGUUAAUAAUAGAUUGCUGGACUGUUGUAGGCCAUCACUAGUGCUCUAAUUCUUUUCUGAUAGAGCCUUCAAAAUUGACAGGCGUACUGCCAGGACAGGGUUGUCGUGGUUGCCUUUUGUUUUGGUCUUUGAAUUUCAGAAAUGAUUUUAUUUUAUACCUUGGGAGAACCUGAUUGUAUUCUUGGCAUCGUGGCAUAAUUAAGAGAUUGUAAGCAGACAUAGUAAAAUUAGAUGAGAUUGCAGAUGCUUCACAUUUUUAACAUACAGUGCAUUUUUGUGUGUAUAAUAUCCAUUCUUAUGUCUGGCAUUUUCUGAAUAUUUGCAUUAUGAAUUAGAAUAGUGCAAUUACUUUGUGUAUAAGAGUUGUCUGUACCCAGUAUACUUUAUCAGCACAGAAUAUAUAUGUAUAAAUGUUUCAUGUUAAUGUGAGAAAUUGCAAUAAAUUAUUUUUUCCACUGA
This is a messenger RNA of Phasianus colchicus (ring-necked pheasant), 6272 nucleotides long. The record is from RefSeq and is a predicted model, not a curated record. Lineage: Eukaryota; Metazoa; Chordata; Aves; Galliformes; Phasianidae.